AUGGUGCAGGAAAAGAAGACGGACGAUCAGAUCAAGGAGGAUGCCACGAAACAGCAGAAGGAUGUCGCAGCAGGUCGCACAUCUGACCCCCUGCACCUGCGUCCCGCGCCCCUCUCGCGCCAAGCCGCCGCGGCCCCCAAGCCGUACGUCGUCCGCGAAGCACUGCAGUCCAUCGUGGCGCUGAUUGAGAAGUCCGUCAAGUCCAAGGAGACGCGCCUGCAGUCCGGCCGGCUGCUGCGGCAGACCGCGGUCGCGCGGCGCCACCUGGGCGCUGCUGACCUGGCGGCGUUCCUGGAGGCACACCUGCCGGCCGAGUCCCCGGCCAAGACCUACCUCGUGGGGUUGGUUGAGAAGCUGGGCAGCACCGCAGCGGCGCCUAUGGAGGACGACAGCGCGGCGGCGGCGGCGGCGGGCGGCGGCGGCACGGCGGCGGCGGCGGCGGUCGUGCCGAGCGCGCUGCCAGAGGUGGAGCUGUAUGCAUACCUGCUAGUGCUGGUGUUCGCGAUCGACAAGGGAGCAAUUGAGGAGGCGAGCGACGCGGCGGACCGUGCGGUGGCCCGGCUGCGCGACUUCAACCGCCGCACGCUGGACGUCAUCGCCAGCCGCAUUUACUUCUAUUACGGGUGA
Messenger RNA from Monoraphidium neglectum, 627 nucleotides. Its product is annotated as 26S proteasome regulatory subunit. Gene Ontology annotation, cellular component: proteasome regulatory particle, lid subcomplex. Lineage: Eukaryota; Viridiplantae; Chlorophyta; Chlorophyceae; Sphaeropleales; Selenastraceae. Gene Ontology annotation, biological process: ubiquitin-dependent protein catabolic process. The coding region runs from base 1 to 627 and encodes 208 amino acids. The record is from RefSeq and is a predicted model, not a curated record. The transcript has 4 exons.